Molecule: messenger RNA, 2720 nt
Organism: Frankliniella occidentalis (western flower thrips)
Lineage: Eukaryota; Metazoa; Arthropoda; Insecta; Thysanoptera; Thripidae
Product: stAR-related lipid transfer protein 7, mitochondrial
Exons: 8
Coding region: 198-1625 (475 amino acids)
Molecular function (GO): lipid binding
Source: RefSeq, a predicted model, not a curated record
ACAAACCUGAUAGCAGAACAGAAAGCAGAACGCAGCUGAUAAUGUUGAAUGAAUGAAAUGCUUCGCCUGAAAAGUGAGACAACUUUAAGUUAUGCCGCUCUUAGAACGCGGCACAACUUUUCAAAAUACUAAGCAAUAGAAUUUGAAGUGGAGCCGUCUUGAGUCUUGCCAUAAAUCUGUGAAAACGUUCGUUCAAAAUGAAUUGUGGGAGACUUUUUCUUGUCGGUCACCGCGGAUUUGUGCAAGGUCUGGCAAUCUAUGGCCAUAGCCGGCUCCCAAUCGCGGUACGCGAGUGCUCCUUCCAAACACGGCUUUUUCGCUCUCAGGCCAGAUUUCAUGAUAAUCUCUUUGGCCGCCUUCGGAAAGGAAUUCAGAAGCACACUGCAGGAAUCAGUCGUGCAUGUGCGAGACAGGUUGAAUAUGUUAUGGCACUUCGUAUCCGCCGAGCUCAACAGGCUGGCGUUUUUUACUUUCAAUUGUGUGGAGGAGCCUUUCUUCGAGAGAUCAUUAGUCGAAUAUUUUCUCGUUUUCUUCUGAGACUAAGAGUGUCUCUCUUGCAUCGCUCUCACAACCUCGUUUUGUCAGCAAGUGUUAUGCCUUUCUUCUGCUGGAAAGAUGAAAGAAUUCCUGAUGAAUAUCUCCUGAGGUUCUCAAAUGAAUUAGAAGCUGUUGCAUGUUUGCGUGAUCACACUUGUCAAAACUCCUCACCACCUUGCAAGCCUACUGGUAAAAAGUCUCCUUUGCUGUCAUGCCCUUCACAUUACCACAAUGACAGAGUUGAAGAUCCAUGGGAGCUUUUUAUUCAUCAAGGAGACCUAAUGGUUUGGAGAAGAGAAGUGCCCAAUCAUAGAGGGGAGGGUCUCUUUGAGUAUAAAGUGUAUGGCGCAUAUGAUGAUAUAACAGCCCAUGACUUCUUAGCUGUGCAUAUAGAUACAGAAUUUAGGAGGGAGUGGGAUUCUUCUGCAGUUGUCCUUGACGUUUUGGAAAGAGAUCCCCAAACCAACAGUGAAGUUGUAUAUUGGGAAAUGCAGUGGCCUAGAAUGAUGUCCAAUAGAGAUUAUGUAUACAAAAGACGUUACAUAAUAGAUGAAGAACAAAAAGUUGUUGUGUUUGUAAAUCAAAAUACAGAGCAUCAAUCAGCACCUGUAAAGCCGGGCAAGCAAAGAGUUACUGAAUACUGGUCCAUUAUUGUCAUCAAACCGACGUCUGAUUUAGACAAGCCUGGUUUGGAGUUUAGUAUGACAUACUUCGACAACCCCGGACUUGUAUUUCCAUCAGCUUUUGCUUCAUGGGCAACCGCUACAGGCUUCCCUGAUUAUCUAAGUAAACUGCAUAUGGCAACUGUCAAGUUUGCUGAGCGCCGUGUCAAGGAGGAAGCUGAAGCAGAAGCUAGGAAAGCUGCAGAGGCUGCAGAGGCUGCAGAGGCUGCAGCAAGAGAGGAGAAAAGGAGAAGGGGUGAGGAUGAGAAGAGAAAGCUUAAUAAUGCUCCUCACCCUCAUCCACCAGAAACAUGGGAAGUGUUUUUUGGUGGUGGACCAGUCCUCUCAAGUGUAGCAAAUGAAAGUCCGGACCCUAAAGAUCGACUGAACUAUCUUCUUAACAAACUGAUGCUCCUUGGUACAUGACUACUGUGAGUUUUUGUUAAUAUGGUAAUUUGUUGACCGAACUUCUCCAAGUUUGGUGUUUGAUCUCAAGCUUCGUUCUUCUAGGUCGGCUCCAACAUCCAAGCAGACUUAGUUGCCCCAGAUACAAUCAACCAGGCAUUGUCUAUUUUUAAUCUAGUCGCAUACACAGUUAAAGCAUGUAGGGUUUGAAUUUUGAGUCAAGGGACGUGACUCUCCAGGGCAGAUAAAAACUUUACUGGUAGGAUGGAAUAUAGGCUUCAUACUCUUGUGUUCUAUGGGAGGACGCCUACCCAUGUAUGUUUGUAUGUAUGUUUGUAUGUAUGGAUGUAAUUUGCUCACUUGUGUGGAGUGCUUUGCAAUGUGUCAUUAUUUUUCUAUUUGGAAAAUUAUUUUUACAAUUGUGAUUUUUAUGAUCUGUUUCUUAAAACUUCUGUUUACACAAUGUUUUUCUUUUUUCAAAAGUAACAGGCCGGCAUGUGUUCUUAUGAAAUGAUUGCUUUAAUAAUUGGUUUCAUGCAUGUGCAGAAUUUACUUGUGAAUGCACACCUUUGCACAAAGAUAUGAAGUCUGUGUUUCUUAUCCCACUUUGUGAUGUGAUAUAUGAUAAUGGCUGGAUAUUUGAAAAAGGGGGGAGGGGGAGGGGGGGACUUGAAAAUAAAAGGAUAAAAAGACAGAACUAGUUAAGCAUGAGUUAUUUAGCUUUAGGUUACCAGUGUCUAAAUGAAUUAUUACUUUAUUAUCACAGUCAGUUCUGUUCUUUUUUCUUAGUUUGCAUAUUGAUUAUUUUAGAAUUGUUAAUACUGAACCAUGGAAAUUGUUUGCUGUGUGUAAUGCAUGACUAUUCAAAAAUUUUACUCUCAUACCUUCAACAUGUAAACAGUUACUGUACUUUUGUGAUCUUUUGUUGUACAGACAGUUAUAUAGGAUGUUUGUGUCUUCAGGAAUGUCACAUAGCAUGUUCACCUGUAUGUGUGCAGAUGCUUUGUCACUUGUGGUUCUUGUAAAUCUAAUUAAUCAUGAUAAAUCAAGAGCUGUAUAUGCCCAGUUGUUAAUUGUUGUUACCAUGAGAUUAAACAGUGUCUAUUAAUACAACAA